Molecule: messenger RNA, 960 nt
Organism: Homarus americanus (American lobster)
Lineage: Eukaryota; Metazoa; Arthropoda; Malacostraca; Decapoda; Nephropidae
Exons: 2
Source: RefSeq, a predicted model, not a curated record
UUGCCCAUCUACCACAGUCUAGCUCAACCUCCCUCAUCGCCCACACGUCUUGUAAGAUACUGAACGACCCCCACUACCUUCUUCCCUCCCUCCGUACCUCAACGUGCGCGUGCACACACAUACACACACACACUGGGGAGGAGCUCGUCGACCCCAGGUGUGUUCAUGGCGGGGCAGCAGUGACCGUGGUCCCAGGAUGGUGGGCAGUGUGGUGGCCGCCGCCAUCCUGGCCCUCGUGGGGCUGGCCUGUGCCCAUCCUGACAGUGACACCCUGGAUGCUGUCGACGUGGGCAUCAGCAAACGAGACCUUGAGUUUAACCAGUACGUGCCGGGGUACAGGCUACGGGGGGAGCCCAGCUGUGAGGAGCUAAGGGAAAUGUGGAGACUGAGCAAGAGGGAAGCCCGACGAGCCACGUCCACCAACCAGCUCCCCAGGACACGAUCCUACAACUACGGCAGAUUUAGGACUUUUGCUCCUGACCCUAUCGCUCGCCCCUCCGCGCCCAUCUAUGGCAGCGCGAGGCACUAUCAGAUGGGGUCGCCACACAAGGGUUCCUUUGAGGUACUGCGGGCCAUGCUGGGGCCCGGAGACCGCCGGGGCAAGUAUGAUACUGUGCAUCGGAAACUGAAAGCAGCGCGGGGGCCAGGCCGCUCCUCCUCCGGCAAAUACGACGAACUGCGGAGGAUUAUGGCAGUAGAGCGUCAAGAGCCGCUCCCCGUCGCCCUAUCUCUCCGGGCAGCUCGGGAGACCCUCCAACCCGCCCCCAAGUCUCGCAGGGAACCCGCCGUUAUGUCUCCCAGGACGAUGCGAGGCUCUACGCAAUUCAGCCAACAGGGUUUCGUGGGUCCCCUACUGCCUGCAGACUCCAGAGUGUCCACCUUCACCCAGUGGCAGCCCCCAGCGCCUGACCCGGGCAUGGUGAGUACCCGGCCCUCCUCAACUGUACCUUCAUACUCAGG